Molecule: messenger RNA, 1161 nt
Organism: Cylindrotheca closterium
Lineage: Eukaryota; Bacillariophyta; Bacillariophyceae; Bacillariales; Bacillariaceae
Source: the annotation of a GenBank genome assembly
AUGAAUGACUAUUUGGACAAUGCGGUAGGCAAGUCUCAUUUGAACAAAACGACUUUAGUGGAUCAAAGGAAGCGUCAUUGUAAUCUGACCGACAAUAGAUACAAGACACUGGCGGAUGAAGACGGAUCAAGUGGGGGAAAUGCUGACAAUGCCGAGGCUGAGGACGAUGAUGCCACUACUAUUGACGGUGAUGCCUACCAACAACCAAAUCAGGACAAUGAUGACGAUGAAAUACUAGUGACGGCGGUCCGAAACAACCCAAGACGCCCACCACUUUCUUCAGAUGAUGAGGACGACGGAGAUGAGGAUGAUGAUGAUAAUGAGGAUGAUGAUGCGAUGAGCAACGGUGCGGUGGUUCAGACAGAAUCUGUAGAAGCACUGGUGAGAUCAGAAGACGACAACAUGGCGGUUGACAGCUUGACAAGCCCAACUCAGGUCUCUCAGGACAGCUCUUCAUUGAUCCAUACACCUCCACCUACACGUCGCCUCGCUCCACCGCCCACUCUUGCUGAGAAACUUAACAAAUUAAUUCAAGUUAACUUGGAUGGGAUGACCUGCAGAUGUCAUAUUUUUGAGACCACAUUUGCGACAAAUUUCUCGGGAUCGGACUCCGGCACGGUUGCUGAGGCCAUUUUAUCUGCGGUGCUGACAUCCAUGGAGGAAGCUUUGAACAACUCCUUUCACGAGUUGAAGAUCCUUCCUAUCUCCGACGACACUUAUAAACAACAGAACCGGUGGAUUCGGAACUCGGUUGAGUUACGCAACAAAAUUUCGUCCUACCGGGCCCUGAGUCUUUACUGCGAUAUGGAAUAUGGGAAUUCUCCUUAUGCAGCAACCAACAGCAAGCCUGGCGAGAAGAAACUACGUACCCGAAUGCGGGUCGGCUUUGCAAGGGACACGUCGGAAGAGGCGGUACAGGACUAUCUUCACACUGGUCUCCGUUCCCAGGGUCGCGGUGCCGGAUGUUACCCGUCACCGCUUCAAUAUGGGGACAUUGUUAAAGUGGGUUGCUUUGCCUUUAUCCCGCCAGAGGUUAAUUUUGACGCUUAUGCGAAAGAAAUCAUGCGUCACUUUGACUUCUCUAUCCCUAUUGGCAUCAAGAUGGACUGGGUUUCUACACCUUACACAGGACGUGCUAAAUUCAACAAACGUUCCCCGUAA